AUGGUCUCCGACGACAAGCAGGCUCCGCCAGCUCAAAGAUGGGGCGACGGACUUGUUGGCGAUGCUGAAAGGGAGGGAAAGAAGAUUAUAGUCAUUACGGAUAGAUCAAAGACCGAGGGGCAGUUUGCGAGCAUGCUGAGCGUCUCGGGACCGCGACGUGCUGAUGCGGGUGCUCAUCCGCAACUCGUGAGCGAGAACGUACCGGACGCCACAGACAAUCCAUUAAACGCAGCAGUCAUUCCGUUCAUCAAUGACUUACUCCAAGACAAUCCCAUUCGCUCCGUUGCCGUUGCUCCGUGGCUGCGGCACUCGUGUUUCCCCAAAGACUCGACGCCAACUUUCUUAGCGUCUGACAGCGAUCCUUUCGACGUCAUCGCCAAGCCCUACCACGAAUGCCAAAUCGUGAAGAUCCUUAACCGAAGCAUCACAGCCCAGGUCACGAUGGCGGCAGCGAGUUACACUCGAAGGGAUGCUGCGCCCUGCGACUUGGCAUACUGGCAAACUGUUCCUAUAGAACCAUUUUAG
Messenger RNA from Colletotrichum higginsianum IMI 349063, 525 nucleotides. RefSeq lists its product as uncharacterized. The record is from RefSeq and is a predicted model, not a curated record. The transcript has 3 exons. Bases 1 to 525 code for a protein of 174 amino acids. NCBI's taxonomy places the organism in Eukaryota, Fungi, Ascomycota, Sordariomycetes, Glomerellales, Glomerellaceae.